Molecule: messenger RNA, 651 nt
Organism: Lobosporangium transversale
Lineage: Eukaryota; Fungi; Mortierellomycota; Mortierellomycetes; Mortierellales; Mortierellaceae
Exons: 2
Coding region: 1-651 (216 amino acids)
Biological process (GO): protein monoubiquitination; protein autoubiquitination; proteasome-mediated ubiquitin-dependent protein catabolic process
Cellular component (GO): nucleus; cytosol; ubiquitin ligase complex
Molecular function (GO): ubiquitin protein ligase activity; ubiquitin conjugating enzyme binding; cyclin binding
Source: RefSeq, a predicted model, not a curated record
AUGUCAGAGAUUGCAAUGUCAUGCGGCCCUAUUCAACGUGUUGUUGAUCUUCCCUCGGAGUAUUGGCAAGAGCUUGUAGACUGCUGGAUGUGCCAUGAAGAAGAUUUCACAGAGCUACGAGAAGGGGAUUUAGGAGCACGAGCAGAACAGGCACUGAUCGGUGGCACUUAUAUCCUAAUCCAUGCUACAGACGUGGAUCAAGAUGCUCUAAUAAUUGAAGAUGAUGCACAGGUUAUUGAUUUGUGGAUGUUGAACUGGGACUCUACCACUAUUACUAAUCAGGAGCCACCUCGGGAUUCUCAGAUCGUCUGGGAUACUUCGCUACAACCUGAUCUAGUUUCCGUAAACUUAGAUAUCAAUCAUCCUUCUACAAAAGUAUCUAAAAUGAUGAAGGUUUUAUUCCUUGGAGCGCUCUCCCGAGAACAGGAGGAUAUUCAAAAGAAAGAAGGGGCUUACUCUGCGGAAUUGAAGCUAUGGGAUAAGUGGCGUGGUGAUCCUGGAGUUGAAAGGCUUCAGUUCCAAAAGCCUUUAUUGUUAGGAUUUUUGACAAUGUUGGAGCAGAGUAGUAUCUGUCAACCACCGUCAGUGAGUAGUGCUGCAUCCACUUUCCUGGCUAUGGACUGCAUGCGAAUAGGAUCUAUUCCAAUUUAG